ACAGAACUGGUGAGUGAGGCCGCGGCGGCUUAACUCGGGGACUCUCGAGCCAGGCCUCAGGUGGAGCCUGAACAGGGCUUUGGCUGGUCGAGGUCACUGGCUAGUCCUCCAGCAAAGGUGCUCACAGGUGUCCCAGUGGGACUGUACUUGGGACGGUGCACCAGGUCUGCACUGGGGAGCAGGUGGGUGUGAAUGUGCGUCAGCCUCUGUGCUGGGCCAGGGGCGGGGAAUGGCAGGCAGAGGGGUGCGGCGGGAGCCCAUUCUAGCAGGGUGAUGCCAACUGCAGAAAGUCAGCUGGAGGCCAGAUGACAAGGGCCCUCUGCUUGGAGGGUCUGUGUGACCUUGGGACAUCAGCAAAACAUGUUUCCUGGGCUCCGUUCUGCUUCCGGAUCCCUAGAAUUCUUAGAGCAAAUAGUGAACAGGACGAUGCGUUUGUACAGCUCCGUGACCGGGCACCAGGAAACUUCAUAGGGAGGCCAGAUACAGAGAUGAGGGGGCAGUGUAGAGAGACAACAUCUCCAGGAGAAGGUGUCAUGGAGUCAUCGAACCCUAAGUGGACUGGGAUCAUCUUCUCAAUCAAGAAUUUCAGGCAGUGUAACAACGUGUGAGGGAUGGAGCUAGUUAGGAUAAACGUGCUUUGAUAUUUGCAAGCAGAAAACGAGAAAUCAAUGAUUGUCAUCUUUACUUUUUUAGGUUACGAUGAACGUGAAUUAUUCGUUUACAAGAACUGCACAAACAACUGCACAUUUGUGCACCCCUCUCAGCAGCCUCCUGAAGCCCCCAGGAGAAAAUACUUUCAUUCUAACUCUUUCUAUUUUGUUCGUUGCUGUAAUGGUAUGACCUGCAAUGAGGGGGGUAUUACUAAUCUUGAGAGGGACAUCCUUCCCGAAAUGACAAUUGAGGAGGAAUUGGAAGGAACUGUGCGAUUAGGGCAGUCAACCUUUUUCCUGAGCUUUGCCUCCAUUGUGGUCAGCAAUACACUGACAUGAGAAGCUGCCUUUGGAGGGUCUUACCAUCUCCCCAUUCCCCAGAGCCGGUUGGCUGUCCUUUGCUCUUUUGUGAGGCAGAGACAGUGACCCACGGGGUCCCCAGUUGGCAAGUCACCCAUUUAGGGCUUGUUUGGAGGGAGAAAUAAAGAGCAUGAUGGUUUGGUUACUGUGUACUCGGAUUUCUUUGUGGUGUUAGCUCUGAUCCAUUGUUUUCCUUGUUAGGCACCACUCACAC
This is a messenger RNA of Vicugna pacos (alpaca), 1224 nucleotides long. Lineage: Eukaryota; Metazoa; Chordata; Mammalia; Artiodactyla; Camelidae. The record is from RefSeq and is a predicted model, not a curated record.